Molecule: messenger RNA, 1425 nt
Organism: Carlito syrichta (Philippine tarsier)
Lineage: Eukaryota; Metazoa; Chordata; Mammalia; Primates; Tarsiidae
Gene: STEAP4
Product: STEAP4 metalloreductase
Exons: 4
Coding region: 3-1409 (468 amino acids)
Biological process (GO): copper ion import
Cellular component (GO): plasma membrane; endosome
Molecular function (GO): cupric reductase (NADH) activity; ferric-chelate reductase (NADPH) activity
Source: RefSeq, a predicted model, not a curated record
UUAUGGAGAAUAAAACCUUUACAGAUGCACUUCCUCUUACAAUGAAUUCUUCAGAAAAACAAGAGACUGUAUGUAUUUUUGGAACUGGUGAUUUUGGGAGAUCACUGGGAUUUAAAAUGCUCCAGUGUGGCUAUUCUGUUGUUUUUGGAAGUCGAAACUCCCAGAUGUCCAGCCUGCUGCCCCAUGGUGCAGAGGUCUUGAGUUAUUCAGAAGCAGCCAAGAAGUCUGAUAUCAUAAUCAUAGCAAUCCACAGAGAGCAUUAUAAUUUUCUCACCGAAUUAAUUGAGCUUAAUGGGAAAAUACUGGUAGAUGUCAGCAACAACCUCAAAAUCAAUCAGUAUCCAGAAUCUAAUGCGGAGUACCUUGCUCAGUUGGUGCCAAGAGCCCACGUGGUGAAAGCAUUUAAUACCAUCUCAGCCUGGGCUCUCCAGUCAGGAGCACUGGAUGCAAGUCGGCAGGUGUUUGUCUGUGGAAAUGACAGUGAAGCCAAGCAACGAGUGAUGGAUAUUGUUCGUACUCUUGGGCUUACUCCAUUGGAUCAAGGUUCACUCAUGGCAGCCAAUGAAAUUGAAAACUAUCCCUUGCAACUAUUUCCAAUGUGGAGGCUCCCCUUCUAUUUGUCUGCUGCACUCUGUGUAUUCUUCUUUUUCUACUGUGUUUUAAGAGAAGUAAUCUACCCUUAUGUUUAUGAGAAAAAGGAUAUUACAUUUCGUAUGGCUGUUUCCAUUCCAAAUCGUGUCUUUCCAAUAACAGCACUUAUACUGCUUGCUUUGGUUUACCUCCCUGGUGUUAUUGCUGCCAUUCUGCAGCUAUACCGAGGUACGAAAUAUCGUCGAUUCCCAGACUGGCUCGACCACUGGAUGCUUUGCAGAAAGCAGCUUGGCUUAGUAGCCCUGGGUUUUGCCUUCCUUCAUGUCCUCUACACACUUGUGAUUCCUAUUCGUUAUUAUGUACGAUGGAGGUUGAGAAACAUAAACAUUACCCAGGCAGCAUCCCAAAAGGAGAAUUCAUUCAGUACCACUUCAGCCUGGCUAAGUGAUUCAUAUUUGGCUUUGGGAAUCCUUGGAUUUUUUCUGUUUGUACUUUUGGGAAUUACCUCCUUGCCAUCAGUUAGCAACAUAGUCAACUGGAGAGAGUUUCGAUUUGUCCAGUCCAAACUGGGUUAUUUGACCCUGAUCUUGUGCACAGCCCACACCCUGGUGUAUGGCGGGAAAAGAUUCCUCAGCCCUUCAAUUCUCAGAUGGUUCCUUCCUUCAGCCUAUGUAUUAGCACUCAUCAUUCCUUGCAUCGUGCUGGUGAUCAAGUUUAUCCUAAUCAUGCCAUGCAUAGACAACAUCCUUACAAGGAUUCGCCAAGGUUGGGAAAGAAACUCAAAAUACUCAACAUUGAAUAAAAAAUCAGACGUCUAAAGCAAAGUUCAUUUUA